AUGCCGUCCAUCCUUAGCGAUGCCGAUAAAGAAACCGUGAAGCGGAAUGUCUCCAAACCUUCGAACAAGAUCCUUGCUGUAGCCGUUGCGCGGCUCUAUGUCGCAUAUCCCGAUCCGCAAAGAUGGACAUAUACAGGUCUGCAGGGUGCUGCGGUGCUUGCCAACGACCUGGUCGGGCGGACUUUCUGGCUGAAGCUAGUGGACGUAUCUCCUGCUGGGAGAGGUGUCAUCUGGGACCAGGAAAUCUACGAUAAUUUCGCAUACAAUCAGGACCGCACGUUCUUUCACACAUUCGAGCUUGAAGACUGCGCGGCCGGUUUCUCCUUUGCUGAUGAAAAAGAGGCAAAGACCUUUAUCAAGAAGAUGCAUGAGCGGGAGAAACAUGCAAGCAAGGAAACCCGUCAAACACCGUUCGCAUCAACUCGAGGCCAGGGUCCUGCCCCUAUGGUCAAUGGCAAAUCCGGCGUGGGACGCUCGCUGUUCGGCAGUCUAUUAGGCCAUCGGUCACCCUCUGGUUCGAGUGCACCACCUCCUGCACCCGCACCCGCAGCACCUUCCGCGCCUCCGACUCAAUUAGCUCCUCCGAGCGGCCCUCCACGCAAGGAGUUGCCCUUCGAUACUAGUGAUCCAUCAUGGAAGGGGCUCCUAGAUGAACUUCUGCAGAUGGGAAUUACAGAAGACCAGAUUGCGGAGAAUUCCGACUUCAUUAAGGCCUAUAUAGAACAAAGGCAAGGCAACGAAGCCGACCCCACAUCCUCUCCUUCGGAAGAUCAGAGGCGAGGUAAGGCUCCGCCUCCUCCACCGCCAUCUGCGCCUCCCCUUUUGAAGACCACGCCUAUCAGUCCACAAAACACCGGCAACAGCGCGGGCAGUCGACGGGGCGCGCCGCCACCUCCUCCCCCGUCGCGCAAAGCUCGUCCUGAAGCGGAAGAGGAACCGGCGCCUGCGCCAGCUCGUGAACCGUCACCUCCGCGACCCAGGUUCCGUGCGCCGCCUCCAAUCGCAGAUGCCGGGAAGCUCGCUCACACCGUUGGCCCACCCGUUCCUGGCCGACAGAGAGCCAUGUCCGGUACCAACCCUGGCCCUCCUCCUCCUCCGCGACCUCCCAAGACUCCUAUGGAGGAUGGUGGUGGCCCGCGUUUCGGCGUUCCUCCUCCAUUCCAGGGGGAGCGGAAGGUAUCCGCGCCGCCAGCACCGCCCAGCCGUAGCUCGGCACCUCCAGGGCCGCCUCCUCCUCCUCCGCGAAGCCCUGCCACCCCACCACAGCUUCCUCCCAAAGUUCCUCAUGCGCCGACCUCUGCGGCAGGUCCUCCGCCUCCCCCACCGGCCCCCAAUCAUGUCCCACCUCCCGCGCCUCCACCAGUUCCUGCUGCUUCACGGCCAACUCCUGCCCCUCCAGCCACUAGUGCCGUGCCUCCUCCGCCUCCACCACCUUCAGCGAGUGUUCCACCACCACCUCCCCCUCCUCCUCCAGCAAGCGCAGGACCACCCGCACCUCCGCCUCCUCCUCCUCCCCCGUCAAGCGCAGGCCCUCCACCACCCCCGCCGCCUCCGCCGGCUCCUGGCGGCUCUGCGCCUCCUCCACCUCCGCCUCCUCCUGGUGCCGGUGCACCUCCCCCACCUCCCCCUGCGGGUGGCGCGUCUCCACCUCUGCCCAAGCCAACUGGUGGCAGGGAUGACCUCCUGGCUGCUAUCCGAGCUUCUGGAAGUGGCGGAUUACGGAAAGUCAAAGAUUCCGAGAAGAGAGAUCGGAGCGCUGCCCUUGUUCCCGGAUCUGCUACUGAGUCGACCGCGCCAACUCCAAGUAGCGGAGGUGCCGCUCAAGGAGGUUUGGCUGGCGCUUUGCAAGACGCCCUUGCGAAGAGGAAGCAAAAAGUUAGCGGUAGCGAUGAUGAGAAGGACGAUGACGACGAUUGGUGA
Aspergillus lentulus is the source of this 1920-nucleotide messenger RNA. Lineage: Eukaryota; Fungi; Ascomycota; Eurotiomycetes; Eurotiales; Aspergillaceae. The record is from RefSeq and is a predicted model, not a curated record.